This is a messenger RNA of Venturia canescens, 1261 nucleotides long. RefSeq names its product Endonuclease G (gene EndoG). Gene Ontology annotation, molecular function: single-stranded DNA endonuclease activity; nucleic acid binding; RNA endonuclease activity. The coding region runs from base 164 to 1147 and encodes 327 amino acids. Lineage: Eukaryota; Metazoa; Arthropoda; Insecta; Hymenoptera; Ichneumonidae. Gene Ontology annotation, cellular component: nucleus; mitochondrial inner membrane. The transcript has 5 exons. The record is from RefSeq and is a predicted model, not a curated record. Gene Ontology annotation, biological process: apoptotic DNA fragmentation.
GUUGCAGUUCGCAUUCGCACGUGGUCACGACCGUCACGACGGUCACGACGUUAUGUUGUGUAAUAAAAAAAUGGUGGACGUUCAGUGAAUAUCGAGAAAGUGCGGUGUAGAUUUUAUUAAAUAAUUUUAACGCUUCUGGUACGCAAUAAAAAAUAAUAGUAAGAUGAAGCAUGCGGUAGGAUUAGCAAUGAAAAUAACGGCAUUCACAAGUGUUGGCCUCGGUGGGUGGUAUGCUGGUAAAAAGUAUGAACGUUCCCAACAUUCGAAGAUCGGAGAAAGCAUAGAGGAGUGUUUAGCACCUAACCUAAGUUUUCCGAGAUUGCCUGCUCUGCCAAUAUUUGGCACAGUUUCGGCUGCUUCACCAAUAGUCCCUGCUGAUAACCCGGUGGACAUGGGCUCCAAAUUGUCGACAACAACGUCUCGAGUGUCGGAGAUCAUGCGAUUUGGAUUUCCUGGUUUCGAUAAUAUAAAAUCAUUCGACGACUAUGUUCUGUCUUACGACAGACGGAACAGAGUGGCACAUUGGGUUUUCGAACAUCUUACUAAAGAAAGACUACAGUAUCAAGAAAACGUCGAUAGAUCAAACUGUGAAUUCAAACCUGAUGAAAGUAUACAUCCCUUCUUUCGAUCUGAUAAUUCUGACUACAAAGGGAGUGGAUACGAUCGUGGUCAUCUGGCUGCUGCAGGCAAUCACAAGUUGUCCCAGAAGCAUAUUGAACAAACUUUUUUCCUGUCCAAUAUGGCACCUCAGGUCGGAGUCGGUUUCAACCGUCAUUCAUGGAACAGAUUGGAAAACUAUGUCAGAAAAUUGACAAAGGUUUAUAGGAACGUCUAUGUUUGCACAGGCCCGCUUUAUUUACCAAAGAAAGAAUCCAAUGGUAAAAAAUAUGUGACCUAUGAAGUUAUUGGAGCAAAUCACGUGGCUGUACCCACUCACUUCUACAAAGUGGUGGUUGGUGAGACUGAGGACUCAAAAUUAGAAAUGGAGGCCUUUGUUAUGCCAAAUAAGAAAAUCGAUGACGAUACCCCACUCACCAGUUUUCAGGUACCACCAGAAAGUAUUGAGCGUGCUGCAGGACUGUUGUUUUUUGACAAAAUAUCUCGUGAAAAACUGUCGAAAAUAAACGGCAAAAAACUCGGAUGGUAAACGAUGUGUGGGGUGACUUUUAGAAACAAUUUUAAAACUUUUAGAUACAAUGAGUAUCCUUGAUACGGAAAUAAAAUUUUAAAAGAUUCAUAAUAAUAUAUUAAUUUCACGUAA